Messenger RNA from Oncorhynchus gorbuscha (pink salmon), 5203 nucleotides. Its product is annotated as protein unc-119 homolog B-like. NCBI's taxonomy places the organism in Eukaryota, Metazoa, Chordata, Actinopteri, Salmoniformes, Salmonidae. The coding region runs from base 1108 to 1845 and encodes 245 amino acids. The transcript has 5 exons. Gene Ontology annotation, molecular function: lipid binding. Gene Ontology annotation, biological process: nervous system development; lipoprotein transport; cilium assembly. The record is from RefSeq and is a predicted model, not a curated record. Gene Ontology annotation, cellular component: cilium.
UGUUUCGUGAAUUUGUCUCCGUCUCUCCCAAAGUCAACAUAGAUCCCACACAAGAAUACUAUUGUGCCACAGCGAACGAUAGUCCGCGACAGUCCCUAGAGCAGGUGUCCGGACAGAUCUGUCCCUCCCACAGGUGCUGCGGCAUGACUGACUGGACAAACAGGUUUGAUAUGAAUUGAAGAGGCUAGAGAAAUGGGUUAUUUUUACAGUUCAAGAAGCUCAAAAUGUCAGUGAUUGUUGAUGGUGAUUGUGGUUUUGCCUAGUUUCUUGCGCCUCUGACCACAAUUUGCUAGUAGGCUAGAUAGCAGUAGUUAAUAGUUAGCUAGUUAGUAGUUGCAGUUUUGAAAGUCUAAUUAGUAGGCCUAUGCCUAUAUAACAUAGGCUUGUGUUGACUAAUAGGCGACAGCCUUAGAUUUCCAGCUGAUAUAAAACAGUAAGAGUGGGUAAAUUGAGCAAUUUAUUACAUUCAUUCAGCAUCACUUCAUCAUGGGAAAUAUUGUAUUAUUUCUAACAAAGAUAUCUACAUAUAUUUGUGGAUGUCGUGUAUCCACGGAAAUAAUCAGAAUUCAUGGCCAUUUCCUAGAAACCGGGGUGGCUCAGUUUAGCCAUUUAGCUCAACCUACCCCAUACUCCCCUGCAGCAUCCUAAAACUCAUAAAGCCGGCUCUUCCAGAAUUAAUGCGUAUGAAAAGCUUAGAUUGUGUUUAAAUAUUGAGGGACUGUUAAUCAGUGGGGUGUUUAAAAAAACCAUGUGGUUUGAAUGCCUUUGCCCACCACAUGCGUAAAUCGAAUUGUCAAUUCCAAAUGUCCUUAGCGCAAAAGUCCGAGUGUGCGUUUAAAAGCAAGCAGGUGUAGCCAGUGCCAUGUCUGGUCUGUGGUGCACAUCCUGCCCCUAGCGGUAUUUCUCUGAAAGUCCGUUUCACCUCGACUUUAUCUCUGACCUGUUGCCAUGGCAACUGUAAAGCGUGUGAUUACAAAAACAAGUGCUUGACCCAUCAUCGUCAGCGAGAAGCGGAGGUUCUUCAUUCGACAUCUACGGCGCCAUCUUAUUGCUUUGAGAGAGGUAGACCGAGACAAAUAGACAAGGUUGUCAUCAUCACUGGUAAUUAUGAGCGGAGCUAAAGCUCGCAUCGACCCGCCUGUUGCUGCUGAGAAUGUCUCGAUCACCGGGCACAGUUCCGCGGCUGCUGCGCGGGAGCGCAAGCCAGGUGGAGGGGUUCUGAAGAGACUCAAGUCUCGGCAAAGCCAGGUGGAUAGUAGGCCCGUCACAGAAGAUGAUCUUCGAACACAAGUUGGCCACAUCACCCCUGAAGAGGUUCUACGAUUGCCGGUUGCUACUCGGGGGUACCUGUGUAAACCAGAGGACAACAUCUUCGACAUAGAUUUUAUCCGCUUUAAAAUCAGAGACUUGGAGACAGGGACUGUGUUAUUUGAAAUUGCCAAACCACCUCAUACGGAGGAAGAUGAGGAGAAUGGAGAGGGAGACAUGAGUGCCGGGCGUUUUGUAUGCUACCAGUUCACCACUGCAUUCCUACGACUGAGGACUGUGGGAGCCACAGUGGAGUUUACGGUUGGUGACCGCCCUCUGAACAGCUUCAGGAUGAUUGAAAGGCACUACUUCAGGGAUCACCUCCUGAAGAGCUUUGACUUUGACUUCGGCUUCUGUAUCCCCAACAGCCGCAACACCUGCGAACACAUCUACGAGUUCCCUCAGCUGUCUGAGAGCUUGGUUCAUCAGAUGGUGGAGCAUCCCUACGAGACGAAGUCGGACAGCUUCUACUUCGUAGACAACAGACUGGUCAUGCACAACAAGGCAGACUACUCUUAUAACGGAGGCAGGCGUUGAGUGUCUUAUGUGCCUGUGUGUGUGCGUGUGUGUAUGUUUGUGUGUGUGCUGUGCCAAAGCGUUUACUCACACAAACAGACUCUCACCCAAGUGUUGAGUACUGUAAGUUAAACAAACUCUAUUGUCAUGGCAUAGCUGUAUGGGCUAGCAUGGAAAAGUUUAAGAACAGCAGGACAGAUCCACAUUAGGGCCAUAUAGACUACUGGCAGUGGUAUGGCAACAUUCUGCCAUAUAGACUACUGGCAGUGGUAUGGCAACAUUCUGCCAUAUAGACUACUGGCAGUGGUAUGGCAACAUUCUGCCAUAUAGACUACUGGCAGUGGUAUGGCAACAUUCUGCCAUAUAGACUACUGGCAGUGGUAUGGCAACAUUCUGCCAUAUAGACUACUGGCAGUGGUAUGGCAACAUUCUGCCAUAUAGACUACUGGCAGUGGUAUGGCAACAUUCUGCCAUAUAGACUACUGGCAGUGGUAUGGCAACAUUCUGCCAUAUAGACUACUGGCAGUGGUAUGGCAACAUUCUGCCAUAUAGACUACUGGCAGUGGUAUGGCAACAUUCUGCCAUAUAGACUACUGGCAGUGGUAUGGCAACAUUCUGCCAUAUAGACUACUAGCAGUGGUAUGGCAACAUUCUGCCAUAUAGACUACUGGCAGUGGUAUGGCAACAUUCUGCCAUAUAGACUACUGGCAGUGGUAUGGCAACAUUCUGCCAUAUAGACUACUGGCAGUGGUAUGGCAACAUUCUGCCAUAUAGUGCUUUGUCUUUCUCCCACCAAAAAUGAAAUGUGUCUCAGCUAACCAAGUGAUUUAUGUUAGUGUGUAAAAGGACAGUUAAUGUACUGUCAUACUCAUGAAGGACCAGACAAUGCCCACAUACAUACAGACAGGCAGACUGACAGGCAGAUAGGCAGACAGACGUAGAAACAAUCUCCCUCGCUCCCUCCUUCCCACUCCCUCUCUCUCUAUUUCUCUCUCUGUCGUUAGCUGCUGUGCCCACCCGCCACUCUAGAUGUAUUAAUAAGAGAGGAAGGGGGAAGACACACACAAACCCACUCACACACACACUCACUGUCAAACACACAUGCCAGCUCACUCACAUACAGUGCCUAGUGAAAGUCUACACACCACUUGCUUGUCCCCGGCAGGGACUGGUGAGUUUGCCAGGAUCAAAAUAAAUAUGAAACAAGCAAAUUCAAGGUAAAAAGUUAGAGGAAAACCUGCCUCAGUCUUCUGAAUACCCUGGAGUCAUGACUGUCUGAUAGAGUUGAUUUUACAGCGAGACAAUUACACCAAUGUUAAUGCCAAAGACACACCAGAAUGGCUUUCAAAGUGGUGUUGAGUGUUUCUGAAUGGUCCAGUCUCAGUCCUGACUUAAAUAUGCUUGAAAAUCAGAGACAAUGUUUGAAUAUUGCUGUCCAUCAAUGAUUCCCUACCAAAUGUACUGAGCUUGAGCAAUUUUGACAAAAACAAUGCAUAUAUGUUGCCCUAAGAGUUGUGCAUAGUUGGUAGAAUCUUAUUCAAAAUUAUUUACAGCUGUAAUUGUUGCCAAAGUUGCUUCCACCAAAUAUUAACUAUGGGGUAUGAAGACAUCUUAAUUUUUAAUCUAAAAAACAAGUUCUAUACUAUUUCUUUCACUUUGAAAAUGUGGAGCUUGUUGUGUAUAUCAGUAGGAAAUAAAAACUAAAUGUAAUCUCUUUUUGAAAUAUUUAAUUUGAAGGCAGAAAAUGUGACAACUGUGCAAGGGGUGUAUAGAUUUUCACUAGGCACUGAACUUUCACCACACCCCCUCCCAGAGAGACCUACUGUAGCAUGUCACCUGAAUGUACUUGCAUUCAAAUUCAACUUUAUUUAUAGUGCAUCUAAACAUGCAGGUCCAAUAACAUACUUCACAAACAAGUUGAUCAGAGGAAGGACUCUUAUGUUUACAGUCAAAUCGGAUUCAGAACGAAAUAAUCUAAAGCAGUAACAGACAGGUAUUGCAACUAAAACAUUUCUGUACAUAAUUUAUCCUUUAUUUUUGGUGUCCUUCAGUGAUUUGACAGGAACUUAUAAAUAGAACGUAGUAUUAUAUUUUUAUUUAUAUAAACUGAAAAGACAGCCCUGGUCAGAAAAUGUUCAACAAUUAUAUAUGCGGUCAUAUAGGAUACAGUUCUUUACACAACUCUUGAUUGUAUUAAUAUGACAGGUUCACACUUUUUAUUACCAUGUUUUAUCAUGUUAUAAAGUAAAAAGUUGUAGUGUUUUUGAUUGUUUCCUCAAGAAACACCAAAACUGCAUGAGGCAUCAAAAUGUGUGAAAUAUAUGUGGAGUUUAGGGAAAUUGGUGAUAGAUCUUUGUUAGAGAUAGCUAGAAAUCAAAUAGUGUAUCCUUUUGUGUUUUGUAAACUACUGGUGUCCAGGUUUAAGUGAAUACUUGUAUAAAAAAAUAGUAUCCAAAAUAAACAUGUGAAUUUUCAAAUGCCUUUGAUGAGGUGCAAAAGUAUGUUUCAGCAAUGUCAUUCAUUCAUUCAACCUGUUGAGAAGUUACUUUAAAGGAGAGUGAGCACCGCCCUUCCGGGUUUCCUAAGAAGGAAACAGUGUCAGGUGUUGGCCACGAGGGGGAGUUAUGUGACAAAGAAUCAAGUGAGAGGAACCUGUCCUGUUUUGGUGAAGAAUCUACUACAACAACAACAACUAAAUCACAGAUGAUCAAUCUGUUGAAUGAUUAAUGAUUCAAAACCAUUGAUUCUUGAAGAAUAUAAUUUGAAAUGCCUAUUGAGCUUACUAAUGAGUCUUAUCCUCAGUGGUGUAAAGUAACUAAGUAAAAAUCAUUUGAAGUACUUCCAAAAGGAAAAUGCCACAUUUGUUUCAUUAGUACCUUGUUUGAUAUAGUCCCAAAUGUUUUGCAUGUCAGCAAGCAAGUUUUCAAGAUAUAUAACUUUCAAAGUACAGAAAUAUAGCUGGUAUGAUGCAUUUGUCAUAUCAUGCAAAACGUAGUGUCAUGUGAUGCAAAAUUAAUCAUACUGGUUGUAUUUCUGUAUUUUGAAAGUUAUAUAUCUUGAUAACCUGAUUGCUGACAUAUAAACUGACUAUAUAAACAAUGGACUAAUGAAAGAAAUACCAAAAUAUUGUUUUUGGGUGGAGUUUACCUUGUAGUUUUUUGAGGGGUAUCUGUACUUUAUUAUUUAUAUUUUUGACACAUUUUACUUUUACUCCACUACAUUAGUAAAGAAAAUAUGUGCUUUUUACUCCCAUACAAUUUCCUUGACCCAAAGUACUCGUUACAUUUCGAAUGCUCAGGCAGUACAGCAAUUAUGUAAAUGAUGUCUGAGUUUUGGAGUGUGUCCCUGGCUAUUUGUAAAUAAAUCAAAAACAAGAAAA